GUGGAUGAAUUUCUACGUGGCAAUUGGUUUGGCGGUGAAUGUGAUGGCAUUUGCCCUCGUUCAGGUCGGCAAGAAAACCCAUGGAACGGAGGUUCAAAGGGGGGCGCUUCAAUUGUUGAAGGGGAAGUUAUGGCAGGAUGCAACUGGAGCAACUUUUCAUAGGUCCCUGGACUUCAUACGACCACUACAUUUGCAAGGCUUGCACAGCUGUCCCGUGGACCUGGGACCGAGCUGGCUGAUGGAUGGCAAGUUGCAGGUGGACAAGCGACACAUGGCUGAGACUAUCAAACUACAGGCGUGUCAGUCGGGCGUCCUCUACAACAUUCAGAACAGAGCAAAUCGUCUACAUAGCAGGCUCCAGCAGUCUCGAGAAAACAUCUUCAGCGCACUGCUGGUGCUUCCGUUGUCUGAUUUGUCGUUCCACAUCUCAGUCGCCGUGCGCACAUGGUAUGGAGGCUCCUUGAUGUUGGUGCAUCACAUCUUGGGUGGUCCCAGCAACGUAACCAUCCUGUUGGCAGAUGAUAACGAGGUCGAAGAAUUUGCCCGGCUACCUCGAGCCAUGCGUUAUGGAGGCAACCACGGUGGCCUUGGUGUGUCAAAGAACUUGGGGAACCUGCGCCAGUUGUUCUCCAGCUUGUCAGAUUCGGAUCCUAUUUGGUUGUCCACUGCAAGCAGACUUUCUCUGGCAUUCAAAACAGCUGUUUGGGGUUUCCCAACGGUGGGCAUUGCGCAUGGUCGAACAGCCGAGCAUGAUUGCAGCGGCGACUUCUGCUAUGGCCUGCGUCGUUACUGGGCUCCUGGAGUUCCAGUGGUGACCCUGCGAGCACCGCUUGAUGGCUGGCUUCGCUCAUGGCAAAGGCAUGUUCAUCGGAUCGAUGCUCCCUUAAAGUUUUUCCUGGUGCAACGUUCUAGAAAGCUCUCGCGUCGGUUGGUCGCACCUGAGCGAUUGGCCAGCUCAUGGUCACGAGCGUUGCGUGGUCAAUUGAAGAUUACUCUUUGGCGGCCAGAGAUGUACAGCAUCCUGCAGCAGGCACGAAUGCUGUAUGCUGCGGACGCUCUGGCAGCAGUCACUGGACAGGCUUGUGGCUUGGGCAUCUUUUUGCGUCGGAAACGGAUUCUACUCGAGUUUACGCCGGCCAUCGAUGGGUCCUAUGGCUGCCGAUGGGGAUGGGAUAUGAAUCCCACCAGCGAGGUUGGCCAAAUCGGCCGCCUGGGGGAGUUGCACCAUCACUGCGUCAUGUCUUUGGCAGUUGGAGUGGCUGAACGAACAACUUCAGGGGCAAAGAGGAGCGCUGAGCUGGCUUUGGCCAGCAGAACAGCAGGAGACAUCCUGACCAGGGCAGAAGCGAGUUUUACUUGGCGCACUGCUGCCAAGGUUGUUCCUCCAUCUCUGGGUUCAGGUCGGCUUCGACGAGUCCUGCGGCAAGCAGUACAUCUUGUCAGAUCUGCUCGGCGACAAGAGCGUGCUGCAAAGGAUGAAAAGAGUUGCUGCGCAAUGGCUCCACGAUUUUUCGCGUGCACAAAAAUAUGCGUUCAACUAUUUAUCUCCUGCUAUCUCCAUCUGCAAAGAGGUACUUCUUCAGAUGGGCAUAACGCCAUUGACCUUUGA
Cladocopium goreaui is the source of this 1609-nucleotide messenger RNA. NCBI's taxonomy places the organism in Eukaryota, Dinophyceae, Suessiales, Symbiodiniaceae. The record is from the annotation of a GenBank genome assembly.